AAAUUCUACGUCACGAACACAGAUUUCUUCAUGCGUCUUCAUCGGGUCCGUUAAUAUCGGGGAGAUUUUAAAACAAACGAGGUCCUAUUGGAAGUGACUCUGCAGCAGCAGCAGCAGCAGUUGUUGAUGAUGCAGAGUUCACCCCCCUAGUCUCUGGAAGUCGCUUUGGAGAAAAAGCCUCCACUGAACGACUCAUUAAUAAAUAAUAGGAUUCGCGAAACACAUGCGUGUGUAAAACGACCAGCAACGACGGUAAAGAAUGUCUCCCAGCGGCUUUGCAAAAUUAUUCACGGUUUUCCUGUUGUCUUUUGGAGUAAAAGGCACGGGUCUUGCCUUGGUCACACUGGAGCCAGGAGACCCGAUUCGGGUGGCGCUGUCAGGAGAGACCGUGGAUCUGACCUGUAAAAUCCACAUCCCUGCCAACUCCACCGGCGGGAAAGCGGGAGUUAACCGGGUCGCGGCGGGAGGAGAAAGUUUAAUCGGUAGAGAGACCGAGUAUCCGACGCAGGCGGAUCCCAAGACCGAAACGUUGCAGGUUCAUUUCAUCGCACACAACGCGUCAUUCACCGGAAGCUACCUGUGUCGUUAUAACAGCAACGAGGGGCGGGUCCAGUCAUCGUGUUACCUGCUCGUCAGAGAUGUGGGGUACAGGGAGCCCUCGUCCUUCAUUGUGGAUAUCAUCACUCUGUCGAUUCUCAGCGCCAUCUUCCUCGUCUUCAGUGUGACUGGAACUGGGGUGCUGCUGUGGAAGAGGAGGGUCUGCGCCUGUUCUGGGACUGAAGAGAGAGACACAGAGACAGAGAGAGACACAGAGACAGAGAGAGACACAGAGACAGCGAGAGACACAGAGACAGAGAGAGACACAGAGACAGCGAGAGACACAGAGAGAGACUCAGAGAGAGACAAAGAGAGAGUCAAUGCUGAGAAGCAGACAGUGAAGGAACCAUCCAUCUACACUGCUCUGGAGCCUCGCAACCCUUCUCUCUACACCACUCUGGAGCCGAAGCCAAAGAACGAGAAGAAUGUUAAAAAGAGAAAAGGAGGAGAAGAGAAGAAGAAGAAGAAAGGGAAGGCGCAGCCGAAUCAACCACAGACCGCCGCGGCCGACGAGGGCAUCUUUGAAUCCGUCUACGAGAAUCUGUGAUACCGUCGCGUCAGUUCGCCCCCUAGCGGACGGGAGAGUGUAUAACAAUUUUCAACAAUGUUUUAGCAAAUAGACCUUUUUGAAUUUUUUUAUUUGUUAUUUUUUAAAUACUACUUCUGAAUGCAUUGAUUAUUAUUAUUAUUAUUAUUAUUAUUAUUAUUAUUAUUAUUAUUAUUACCUGUUCGGUCUUCUAUCAGGAAAUGUAUCGCUUAUUCAGGGCUGGGAAUCAGACUCCCGCUGCACAGCAGUGUGAUCCAGUCCUGGUUUCACUGGGAGUUUAAUAAUCAGACACACCUGAGCUUGUUAGCUAGACACACUGGGGGCUGAUCAAGCUGGUAGCAGUAAAACCUGGACUGGAUCACACUGCUGUGGGACGGGAGUAAUACAAUAUAUAUAUAUCUGUAAAAAUAUAUACUGUAAUAAACUUUUAUAAAAUAAAAGUCUUUAAACAA
Acipenser ruthenus (sterlet) is the source of this 1596-nucleotide messenger RNA. Its product is annotated as NFAT activation molecule 1-like. The record is from RefSeq and is a predicted model, not a curated record. Gene Ontology annotation, molecular function: transmembrane signaling receptor activity. The coding region runs from base 260 to 1144 and encodes 294 amino acids. Gene Ontology annotation, biological process: positive regulation of cytokine production; regulation of B cell differentiation; B cell receptor signaling pathway. Gene Ontology annotation, cellular component: membrane raft. The transcript is spliced from 6 exons. NCBI's taxonomy places the organism in Eukaryota, Metazoa, Chordata, Actinopteri, Acipenseriformes, Acipenseridae.